This is a messenger RNA of Stomoxys calcitrans (stable fly), 1493 nucleotides long. RefSeq names its product mitochondrial inner membrane protein OXA1L (gene OXA1L). The coding region runs from base 93 to 1388 and encodes 431 amino acids. Gene Ontology annotation, cellular component: mitochondrial inner membrane. Lineage: Eukaryota; Metazoa; Arthropoda; Insecta; Diptera; Muscidae. Gene Ontology annotation, molecular function: membrane insertase activity. The transcript has 4 exons. The record is from RefSeq and is a predicted model, not a curated record. Gene Ontology annotation, biological process: mitochondrial respiratory chain complex IV assembly; protein insertion into mitochondrial inner membrane from matrix.
GUGCUGUAGCAACCGACAGACAGCGAGGAAUAAGCUUAGUAAAAUUCUCGUUUUUUCCCUAAGAUUAUCACUUAAAGUGCCCAAGCUGAGACAUGAUAUUCCAACGUGUCCAGUUUUUACGCCAAGCCAAUGCAUUGAGGCAUUUGAAUAAGUUUACAUCACCGGCAACUUCAAGCCAAUUCAUAAAUACAAGAGAUUUACAUGUUGGACUGGAAGCCGAUAAAAGAUGUCAUCGUCCAUAUACAUCAAAAUUACCUUUAAUGGCUUUGGCUAUGCCCACAAUGGGUAUACGUUUCGCUAGUGCUGAGGCUGGUGCGGCAAGUGAAGCAGCUGGAAAGACCAUUAUCAAUCUGGCUGACAUACCUGCAGCACCAGCAAUACCAGAAAAUGCCGGGGAGGUUGCGGCAACAGCUUUAAAUGCCCUGGGUGAACCUACAUUUGCUUCCAUUGGUUUGGGCGGAUGGUCUCCGGUUGGCUUGGUUCAAAACUGCAUGGAGUUCCUACAUGUUUCAUGUGAUCUACCCUGGUGGGGAGCAAUUGCCAUUGGUACUGUGGUGGUGCGUACACUUAUUUUCCCCUUGGUUAUUAUGGCCCAACGUAAUGCUGCCAAAAUGAAUAAUAACAUGCCCCAGAUGCAAUUGCUACAAAUGAAAAUGACUGAGGCUCGGCAGUCGGGUAAUGCCAUAGAUUCAGCCCGCUAUGCCCAGGAGAUGAUGAUGUUCAUGAAGGAAAAGGAAAUGAAUCCAUUGAAGAAUCUUAUUGUUCCGCUGGCCCAGGCGCCUCUUUUCAUUUCCUUCUUUAUGGGCCUAAGAAGCAUGGCCAAUACGCCAGUAGAAUCAAUGAGAGAUGGUGGACUGUGGUGGUUCUCUGAUUUGACCAUAGCGGAUCCCACAUUUAUGCUGCCAGUCAUCACAAGUUUGACUCUGUUGUUGACUGUGGAAAUUGGCACAGACAGUGCUAGAUUAUCAGCGCAAAAUAUGGGUAUGAUGAAGUAUGUCUUGCGGGCAUUGCCCAUUGCCAUUUUCCCAUUUACGAUGAAUUUCCCUGCAGCCAUUUUAACAUAUUGGGCUUGCAGUAAUUUCAUUUCUUUGGGGCAGGUUGCAGUUCUGAAAAUUCCUUCCGUACGCGAAUAUUUCAAAAUCGAUAAAAUGGUUAUACACAAGGCGGAAAAUUUGCCGGUUAAGAAAAAGAAGUUUGUGGAAGGCAUGAAAGACUCUUGGCAAAAUAUGAAAAUCACCAAAGAAUUGGAAGAGCGUUCAAGAUUAGACGAAAUUCGAUUUGCUAAGGCUGGAAGAGGACCUUUGGUGAAAACUUUCAAAUAUGACCCUACUAAGCCACGACCCACGGGACCUACAGCCAGUAGUAUAGAAGCCAAGAAGAGUAGUUAAGCCCAUUAUAACUUGUAUUUUCUGUAAAUAAGGGAAUAAUGAUUGUUGUAUUAAUUUUUUUUAUUAGAAAUAAAACGACAAAAAAAAAACAAACGUUAACAAUUA